This is a messenger RNA of Periconia digitata, 2056 nucleotides long. NCBI's taxonomy places the organism in Eukaryota, Fungi, Ascomycota, Dothideomycetes, Pleosporales, Periconiaceae. The record is from the annotation of a GenBank genome assembly.
GUACACCCUUUGUUACUUCGUAACAAAACAAUAUCCAAUUCUGCUCAUCGGCACCAGAGAUUCACCGAAGCGACUUUGCAAUCUCUCGCCUCAAAUACCUAUCGCCAUGGCUCCAGGCAAACUCAAUCCCACCUCUCAACCUUUAGCUCCAUCGACAGCUACUUUUGAUGCUCCCGGAAGCUCAUUCAGUACUGGGAAAACAUCCGCUGUACUCCUUGACCAGAAAAAACCCGCUGCUAGUAUCUCAUCAAUCAAAACCGGUUCGAGUCGAUCUUCAUCUCCUCAUCCCGCUACAGCCAUGGCUUCAGCUAGUAUGAGUCCAACUUCUUCGGGAGGAUGGUUUGGUGGUUGGGGGAAGAGUAAACCCGUUCCUGCUGGCCGGCCAAGCACCCAUACUCGUUCCAAGAGCUGGUUUGCUGGUGGUAGUGGCGGUAAGAACGGCACUAGCGGAGACCGUGCUAGCAAAAAAGCAACAACCAGUCUCGAAGCCACGAAUGCAGGAAGCUCUACCAAUGGUACCACGGCUCCGAUCGAUAUCCCUACUGGAUCAACGCCUGAUCAAGCAAUUAAAGAGAAGGAAAAAACCGGAAAAGUACAAUGUCAAUCUACUUCUUUCCAAGGUCCAAGUCGGAAUCCCUCGAUGGAGGCGCUUGAAGCUACCAAUCAUGAGUCUGGCCAGAAAGCUAGUGAAGUGGAGAAGCUUUCUCUUGAAGAACAGCUUCAAAAAAGUGUCGAGGCUCAACUUUCCAGCCAACGAGAGCGCGAUCAGGCGAGAGAUGAAUGCAUAAGUUCCCAAGAAACUGUCAAGCAGCUCGAGAAAGAGAUCUCCUCUUUGCAUGCAGCUAAUCAUGAACUGCGAGUCGAGAGCACCGCGCUCAAGGAAAGCACGGAAGCACUCGAGAAAGAAGUCUCUUCCAUGUACACGACGAUUGAUGAAUUAAAGGCCGACAAGGAAAGCAAAGAACUCGAGAUUUACGCUUUGCAUGCGUCGAUACAUGAUUUGACUGCCGAGAACAUCUCCCUCGCUGAAAGCAAGGAAGUCCUUGAGCAGGAUCUCGCGGGAGAACAGAAACGCGGACAACAAAACCUCCAAGAUACACGGCAAGCAUUACAGAAAGAGCUCGACACCGCGAAAUCCCUGUUCGCCGAACUGGAAACCAAGGAAGCAACGCUGCGCGAUGCUCUACAGUCAACCCAGGACACACUGAAAGAAGAGAAACUACGCAGCCGCGAAAUGGACAUCAGACUGGAAGAGCGACGCGCAUCCGAAACCAAACUGGAAGCAUACCUCCGCAGCGAGCUCGAGAAGUCCCAAACACUCGCUCAACAGCAAUCCAAAGAUCUUGAAAAGCUGCGCGAAGAACACGUGCGUUUGCAACUCGAAAAACCAACAAAGAAGCACAAGAUCACAAAGAACGAGCUGCAGAAACUCUCAAUUCAGAAUGUGGAGCUCACAAGACAGCUGCAACACGCGCAAGCCGAGUCUAAGCAGCUCGCGAUAAACCUCGCAAACAUCGAGAAGAACAAGAAGAGUGACACGGAAGCAUCCAAGUUGAAGUUCAGCCUGAGGGAUAUAGUCCGGAGGACCAAGAACGACGACCCUUCCAGGCCUUUAACAUCGCAUGGGAAGCUGAAGCAGGAAGCUGCAAGGCCUCUAACCUCCCGUGCGGAUCGGAGAAGUAUGAUUAUCUAGACUGAUCGGAAACACAACAACCAUGUAAAUAGUCGACUUUUGUACACGCAUUGCAAAUUAUUGAAAAGCCUGCAGGCAGGAAUGGGCGAAGCAGUAGUUGCGAUCUACGAAAUUAUGUAUAUACCUCUCAUUAGAUAUUUAUGAACCGUUUUUGCUUUGAUAGAUUAUUUUACACGCCUAGAAAUGUUGUGUUCACUCUUUUUGUGUUGUUCUUGCGCAACAAGUUGGCACACGCUCGAUGAUUCUAGGUCCGCAUUAUACUCACCUAUGGAGAUACCCUGCAUGACGAAUAGAGAAAUCACGUGGAACCCUUUCGUUUCUCUCAUCGGAAUAUUGCUACUACUAUCGCAAACUUUCGGACUG